Molecule: messenger RNA, 582 nt
Organism: Gadus chalcogrammus (walleye pollock)
Lineage: Eukaryota; Metazoa; Chordata; Actinopteri; Gadiformes; Gadidae
Product: cytochrome c oxidase subunit 3-like
Exons: 2
Coding region: 1-582 (193 amino acids)
Source: RefSeq, a predicted model, not a curated record
AUGGACACCACAGCCAUUAUCAAGACCUGCUUAUUCCCGUUCCUGACCUGCCGAGUCCUGAUCCCAGUCCAGACAUUCCAAGCCCUGUUCCUUAUCUUCUUAGCCCUGUUCCCGUUUAGUAGCUUCCUAAACCUUUUCCCGUUCCUGAACUGCCAAGCUCUGUUCCUGUUCCUGUUCCUGACCUUCCUGUUCCUGUUCCUGACCUUCCUUGCCCUGUUCCUGUUCCUGACCUUCCUGUUCCUGUUCCUGACCUUCCUAGCCCUGUUCCUAUUCCUGUUCCUGUUCCUGACCUUCCUAGCCCUGUUCCUGUUCCUGUCCCUGUUCCUGUUCCUGACCUUCCUUGCCCUGUUCCUGUUCCUGUUCCUGUUCCUGACCUUCCUUGCCCUGUUCCUGUUCCUGUUCCUGUUCCUGACCUUCCUAGCCCUGUUCCUGUUCCUGACCUUCCUUGCACUGUUCCUGUUCCUGUUCCUGUUCCUGACCUUCCUAGCCCUGUUCCUGUUCCUGACCUUCCUUGCACUGUUCCUGUUCCUGUUCCUGACCUUCCUAGCCCUGUCUCGUGACAUAGAGAUUCUGCUGAAGUAA